Polistes canadensis is the source of this 1077-nucleotide messenger RNA. It is a transcript of the gene senju, whose product is annotated as CMP-sialic acid transporter 1. The coding region runs from base 1 to 1014 and encodes 337 amino acids. Gene Ontology annotation, cellular component: Golgi membrane. Gene Ontology annotation, biological process: pyrimidine nucleotide-sugar transmembrane transport. The record is from RefSeq and is a predicted model, not a curated record. NCBI's taxonomy places the organism in Eukaryota, Metazoa, Arthropoda, Insecta, Hymenoptera, Vespidae. Gene Ontology annotation, molecular function: UDP-galactose transmembrane transporter activity. The transcript has 6 exons.
AUGGGAUCUAUAAAUUGGGGAGAAUUGUUUCCAGGAAGAUGGAGUCCUGUUAUUUUUCUUUCUUAUAUGGCUCUUUUUAUUAAUCAAGGAAUUAUUGUAACAUGGUCUCAAAAAAAUGGUCAAUACGAAUAUAACAUUGUAACAGUGGUAUUGUUAACAGAGGUUUUAAAAUUAAUUGUAUCAGCUAUUUUAUAUUGGAAAGAUAAUAAAAUAUUAUCUCUUUUUCAAGAGAUUGGAACGCAUAAAAAGGUGCUUCUACUAUACUUAAUACCUUCAUUUUUAUAUUGCCUGUAUAAUAAUCUGGCAUUUAUCAAUUUGGCUGCAUUCGAUCCAACAACUUACUAUGUUCUAUUGCAAUUCCGUGUUGUUAUGACAGGAAUUAUAUUUCAGCUUAUAUUUAAAAAGAAAUUAUCUGUAAAGCAAUGGCUGUCUUUAUUAUUGCUGACUCUUGGUUGCAUGAUAAAACAUGUAAAUAUUAGUAUGGAUGCGAAUGUUAGUGCUAAAUUUGUACUAAAUAAAAAUAUAUAUCUCAUCUUUAUUCAGACAUUUUGUUCAUGCUUAGCUGGAGUUUAUAAUGAAUAUUUACUCAAGAAAGGAGCGAAUAUUAAUAUUUUUGUACAAAAUGUCUUCAUGUACGUUGAUAGUAUUUUAUGCAACGUUAUAGUAUUUUUAUUAUUAAUAACAUUUCGAACCAAUGUUACUGGUAUAUUCAAUAAUGUUGGAUCUAGCAUCUUGAUGCAACCCAAGGUAAUAAUAAUAAUGCUAAACAAUACAGCCAUUGGUAUUAUAACAAGUUUUUUCUUAAAAAACUUAAAUUCUAUAUUAAAGACAUUUGCUAGUGCAUUAGAAUUAGUAUUUACAGCAAUUUUAUGUUGGAUUAUAUUCGAUAUACCUAUUUUUAUAAAUACAGUAGUAUCUAUUGCCAUGGUUAGCUACUCUGUAAUUUUGUAUUCCCAAAAUCCGGUUAAUAAUGAAAAACCAACAGGAAUAGAAUCUAAACAAUUGAUGGUUUAAAGAAUCGUACAAUAGAUUGUUAAAAUAUAAUAGUAAUUAUGAAUAAAUUCUUACAGCAAUAUA